Carassius gibelio (silver crucian carp) is the source of this 2142-nucleotide messenger RNA. RefSeq lists its product as uncharacterized. The transcript is spliced from 3 exons. The record is from RefSeq and is a predicted model, not a curated record. NCBI's taxonomy places the organism in Eukaryota, Metazoa, Chordata, Actinopteri, Cypriniformes, Cyprinidae. The coding region runs from base 1 to 2130 and encodes 709 amino acids.
AUGACCGCACCAUCACCUAAAAAGAUGAAAUGCCAAUCUAAAGAGACAAACACCUCGUCUGGUGAUAAGACUUUUAUUCAGUCAAUGCCAUCACCUAAGCAGGAACGCAAGACGUACAACAAAAAGCAGUAUUGCCUUUAUUGCUCUAAGCCAUAUUCAAAAAUGGCCAGACACCUUGAAUUUGUCCAUCGCAACGAAGUGGGGGUUGUAAAGGCAGUAGCAUUUCCAAAACAUUCCAAAGAAAGACGAGUCCAGUUAAACCUCCUUAGAAAAAGGGGCAACUUUGCCCACAACACCGAUGUGGUGAGACAAGGACAUGGGGAGAUGAUUGCCUGCUACCGUCCAAAAAAUAGUCAAAGAGCCAAUGAAUUUAUUCACUGCAUUUACUGCCAAGGGCUUUAUAACAAGCGUAGCCUUUGGAAACAUAUCAAAAACUGUCCCCUGAAACCAAAAAAUGAGGAUGCCCAGGGCAGGAAAAGAGUUCGAUCCCUGUGUGCUCUAAACACACCAGUGGGCUUAGAAGUGAGCAAAGGAUUCAAGAAAGUACUCUCCUUUAUGAACUAUGAUGAAGUUUCGCGUGUAGUUCAUACUGACAGAUGCAUCAUGCAGCUGGGGGAGCACAUGUUCAACAGGAUGGGGUCUGAUGUGACCAAACAUGACUACAUCAGACAGAAGAUGAGAGAAGUAGGCAGACUUCUUCUUGAAGCAAGGAAGAUUACCCCACUGAGAACAAUGGUAGACUUCAUCAUACCAACUAACUUCAAACAUGUCAUAGCAGCUGUUAAAGUUGUAUCUGGCUAUGAUGAAGAGAAAAACUCCUACCGCAUUCCUUCUUUAGCUCUCAAACUUGGGCAUUCUUUAAACAAGAUAUCUAGCAUUGUUGAGAGCAAUGCCAUGAUGUAUGGAGAUCAUGAGCGUGCUGAGUGUGCCCGAGACUUCAGGAAAAUACACCAGGCAAGGUGGAAUGAGUACAUUUCUGCUGGUGCUAUAACUACAUUGAAAGAAGCCAAGUGGAACACACCACAGAUCAUUCCUUUCACUCAGGAUGUCAAAGUCCUGCACACACAUCUUGAAAAGAAACACAAUGAGCUCCUAAGUAAGCUCAGAUCUUGCCCUUCUGCUGACAGCUACGCUGCUCUAGCCAAGGUCACGCUGUCCCAGGUCAUCCUGUUCAACCGAAGGAGAGAAGGUGAGGUAUCCCGGAUGCUUUUGUCAGCUUUUAAAAGCAGGGAUUCUUCUGAGCUACACGAAGACAUUGCCAUCUGUCUGUCUGAGUUUGAGAGGAAGCUGUGUCUGCACUUCUCAAGAGUUGAGAUCCGUGGUAAACGAGGGAGAAAGGUUCCUGUGCUCCUCAAGCCUUCCAUGGUUUCUGCCAUGGAGCUGCUUGUUGAAACGCGUGAGCUUUGUGGUGUUCCAGCAGAGAAUCCCUUUAUGUUUGCUAGAUGUGGAGCAAUGUCUGCCUACAGAGGAGGAGAGUGCAUCAACAAAGCUGCUUGCGAAUGUGGCAUAAAGAACCCUGAUGCACUGUCAUCAACUAGGCUUAGGAAACACAUAGCAACCAUGUCUAAAAUUCUUAACCUUAAUGAGAAUGAAGCAGACCAACUGGCUGAUUUCCUUGGUCACGAUAUCCGAAUCCACAGACAGUAUUAUCGGUUACCAGAGGGAACACUGCAGCUGGCAAAAAUGAGUAAAGUCCUAAUGGCCAUGGAGAAAGGAACACUGUCUGACUACAAAGGAAAGAAACUUGAUGACAUUGAAAUCGACCCAAAUGAGCAACUUGAGGCCCAAGGUGAUUCCAUGUCAAGUGAUGAGGAGGAUUCCAGUGACCUCUCUCAGACGACAGCACCAGCACCAGUACAGACUGAACAACCUGUUCAAUCUGAACAAGCUGUUUCACAGGAGGAUCAAGGUUCUUCAAAUGCUCCAAAAAAGAAAUGGGAGGACAGUGAGGUAAAAGCAGUAGAGAGACACAUGAUGAGUUUCAUCAAGACAUGCAAAGUUCCUGGUAAGCAAGACUGUGAAAGAUGCAUUCACGCAGAGCCAGAAGCUUUGAAGCAGCGAACAUGGACUGGUGUGAAAAAUUAUGUGCGGAACAGGAUCACGACUCUUAAAAGAAAGGGUGGUUUGUAGGGAGGGACAAAC